UCCACAAGAUGGCGGCCCCCAUGAAUGUUCCACAGCAUCACGUCCGAGGGGAAUAUUGUACCACGCGUUCGACCUAUAGGGAGGGGAGAUACCCAAAAGCAGUGAAAGUGUACACCAUUAACCUUGAAUCAAGCUACCUUUUGGUGCAGGGCGUAUCAGCUGUUGGAGCCACACAGGAGCUUGUCAAGUUAUUUGCUCUUUAUGGUGCAGUGGCAGAGUACAGAACUCUAGAUGAAUAUCCGACAGCAGACCAAUUUACUGAUGUAUUCCUGAUUAAAUUUGAGAAAAUCCAAGCAGCCAGAAUUGCCCGGAGAAAGUUGGAUGAUUGGUCAUUUUUUAGUGGUAUUUUGCAUGUUAGUUACGCACCAGAGUAUGAAAGUGUAGAAGAAACUCGUCAGAAACUUCAGGAUCGGCGAAAAUCCAUCGCUGCAAGGAUCAGGAAAAAUGAGGCUGAGAUUGGCAAAUCCAGAGGUAGCAACAGGAUGGCUAGUCAGUCACAGUCUGCUAUAUCAGGUCAGAGUUCAAGUUCUCAGGGUCAGAGGUCAAACAGUCAGUGGUCUGGUGAUAAAGGUCAAUUUCAGAUGAAGUCAUUCCAGGCUAGUAAGUCUUCAAAUUUGCCUAGUCACAUUGACAAACAUAAUAGAACUAGAGCUAGAGAGACACAAAGGCCUGCUGACAGCAUUCCUCAGUCUGAUACCCGUGUACCACCAUUACCAUGUACAACAGGUGCUCCGCCAUUGGAGGAGGAGAAACAGAUUUGGAUCCCGCCUCCACCUAAAGAGGUGCCUAACAGAGAAGGAAUUUCUCAUCAUUCAGCAUCGAGUUAUGAGUUUGCAAGAGUUAGGACAGCUCACUCAUUGUACCCACCCAAUUAUGAUGCUAGGAUUUCUACAAAAUCUGACAACACACAAAGUUAUAAUCAGAAUGCAUACACACAACAAAGGGAAGAAAACCCAGCCAGAAUGUCCAAGAGCAUUCCUCAAACUAAUGGUGAUUUCAAAGAAAUGUUUAUGAAAAGAAAUUUAUCAAAGGGAGAUAAAUCAGACAUAAAUUUGAAACAAGAAGCUUCCAAGAAUCAUGACUCUGAUCAGGAAGCAAAAAUAAGUUCUAAAGUUAAAAUGCAGGCUGGUGUUAUUGUCCGAACAUUCAAGCCUCAGACGGCACCCCCAAAGUUUGUACCACGACAGAUGAUGAAAUUAACAAAGAAAAGUGUGAAUAAUUCAGUUAAUACAUCAAAGGAUGUGGUCAACAAAGAGUUGCGACAGAAUGCUUUAAGACUUGGAGAAAUUCAGGGACCCGUGGCUCGGGGUCAGGAUGGUGUACAGGAACCAAGAAAACCGACAGAAACAGAGGAGUCGGUGGAGAAAACAAGGAUCCAGAUCAGAAAACGGGUCUCGGAGAUUACUACUGAAGAGAAAAGCAUUGCAAAGAAAGCCAAAUCCAGCUAACAGUACCUGGUCCUUGUUACAUCAUAUUAUAAGCAAGUCCAGCUAACUAUUUGCUAAUUCAAGCACUUGUUUUAAAUUCUAUUUAUUUAUUUGAACAUUAAUAAAAUGUCUUUGAAAAAUAUUUCUGGU
This is a messenger RNA of Mizuhopecten yessoensis (Yesso scallop), 1577 nucleotides long. RefSeq lists its product as uncharacterized. Gene Ontology annotation, molecular function: nucleic acid binding. The coding region runs from base 9 to 1448 and encodes 479 amino acids. Lineage: Eukaryota; Metazoa; Mollusca; Bivalvia; Pectinida; Pectinidae. The transcript is spliced from 5 exons. Gene Ontology annotation, cellular component: nucleoplasm. The record is from RefSeq and is a predicted model, not a curated record.